AAUGUGACUUUUCCUUAAUAUCCCGAAGCUUUCAAUUAUUUAUUAUAUUUUAAAUUUACCGCCCAAACGUUGUGCUUUUAGCUUUCAAAAUGAAUUUGUCUUUUGGAAUAAUUAUUUUCUUCAUUGCAUACGGAAAUAUGGAGUAUACUAAGGUUCAUAUUGAGGACUUUUUCGAGCUGAUAGGAAUGAUGACAUAUAAGAGCGCGUGCGGGAAUAUAACCCAAUGUUUCAUUACGGCUAUAAAUAAUAGAGGAUUAUUCGUAAGCGCAGCGUCAUGCGUGUAUGACCAGUGGGGAAAUUACCUGCACUCUCCAGAUUCUUUCUUCGUAAAAACAGAAAUUGAUAAUGAAGCAGAAAAAGAGCCGUUGCCGUAUACAUACUACAGGAUAGCGAUUUUGGCAGUCUAUCCGCAUCCGAACUAUUCGUAUUUAAGUGAGCACGACAACGUGGCGGCAAUCAUAUCGAACUAUUCACAAGGCGAUUUCGAGCAUAAUUACAGAUGCAUCCCAGGAAUUCCUAAGGAAGACUUUACGCCGAAGGAUCCUUUUAUUUUUACGAUGGAUGUUAACACCGAAGAUUCUCCAUUGUUGUCUAAAGCUUUCGUUCUGGACAAAUCACAGUGCUGCUAUCCAUCUGGCCCAACUGAUCUGCGCCCCGAGGAUAAGCCAUUAUGUAUUACCGUUCCUGACAUAGAAAGCAAGCUGUAUCGAGACCGACGUUAUGCCGGAGUCCCGCUUUUAUCUCAAAGACCAUAUUCUAACAUUUCGUACUACAUCUAUGGCCUAUUGUCCUUCCAUCAUGCUUGUGGAAAGCGCACUUUCUUAUUUACAAAACUAAAAUUAUAUGAGGACUUCUUGAAUAAUCCGAGAGAAUAUAUCAAACGGUGGAAACGCAGAGCUAGUGAAGCAACGUGGCGGAAUGCUUUUGUUUUGAAAGAAUUUUUUAUUCUUGGAGCGCAUAUUAUAAACCGGAUCCUGCUGUCGAAAAGGUUCUAAUGUUUAUUUCGUACUAAUUUAAGCCAGUAUAUGCUCUGGGACAAAUUUUAUAUUAUAUUUAUGUUGCACACAUUUUGGCGAUAAUAAAUUAAUUUUAUUUGUUUAUUUAA
Molecule: messenger RNA, 1105 nt
Organism: Hermetia illucens (black soldier fly)
Lineage: Eukaryota; Metazoa; Arthropoda; Insecta; Diptera; Stratiomyidae
Exons: 4
Coding region: 90-995 (301 amino acids)
Source: RefSeq, a predicted model, not a curated record